GCCGUAGCUGUGCAGCCUGUGCUGUGCUGUCUGUUUCCUGCCUUUCUCUUCUGUUGGCUUCUCCCUCUCCCUUCUCUCUCUUCAAACCACAUCUCCACAUUCCGCCAUUUCACUCCGUAAGUUCUCUCUUCCUGGCUCGCGCGCUCUUACUGCAAAGGCCUCACCCUUUCUUUUUUCUUGCCAUUUUGUUUUGCAUUUCCUGUUCUUCACCUCCUCUCCUUCGUCCGCUUCAAUUCAUCCAGACAUUGCCUGCAACCCUUUUUCCCAUGUUUUUUUUCUUUCAAUUUCCUCUUCUAGCUGGGUAAUGGGAGGGAGGGCCUCUUCCUACCAAUUUCAUGUGUUUGAUAGGCUAGGUCCCCUGAAAGGAAGCUGAUUUAUUACUCAAGCAUCAUUUGGAGACUGCAAGGCUGCUGCUAACAAAGCUAGAUUUGCGAAUCCCGAUUCCCCCAAUCCCUCACCAGUUCUUCGUUUCCCUCGUUUUCUUUUAUUUUCUACUCUCACUUUCCCUUUUAUCUCCUUAAUUUAAAGUUCCUGCCUUAGGUUUCAACUGUUCCCGCGAUAAUUUUCCUUGUUAUUCGCUGCUUGACCGCUUCUCUCUCUCCCUACCAGCUUCCGCGGGAGCUUCAGUAACAAACCAAGCAAGCAGACUAACGGGAAAAGAAAGCCCCACUUCUGGAAGUUCAACUACUGCUAAUUUACAUUGGUUUUAUGCGAUGCCAUUCUACCUCGCUGCCAAGGCUUUCAUUUGAAGCAUAGGGAAUGAUUGCCAUUAUACUUCGCUGCCAAGGCUUUCAUUUGAAGCACAGGGAAUGAUUUGAAAAGCAAUCCUAUCGUCUUGCGCUUUGCCCCCAUGCUUUCUCGUCAUAGUGAGAUGCUUUGAAUUCUGCCAAGUUAGUUCCACAAAGCUUGGGGGAGAACAAUUUUUUUUUUAAAUGAUUGAACAGUUCAUCAAUUUUGUCAUACGCCCUCCCAGGGCGGAUUAUAACCCAGAUCAAUAUUUAUGGGAAAAAGAUUUUACUCUUGCUGGCAAAGCCUACAAACGGCAAGACUUGGAGGCAAGUAUGGACAUCGAUUUCCACACUCACUACUACUUCACCAUCAAUUCACUUCUCUUCUUAUCAUGGCAUUCUUUCUUGGCAUUCUCGCUUACACAUUGCCAACGUCUGCAGCUUACCAAUGCAAGGGGUCAUACUUUACGGUGUAGCCAUUAUGUGCCAUCACCUUUUCCUGAUGAUACUCCCCUUCCUUGUGUUAUUUACUGCCAUGGAAACAGUGGAUGUAGGGCAGACGCAAAUGAGGCUGCUGUCAUUCUUCUCCCUUCAAAUAUUACUGUUUUCACUUUGGACUUCUCCGGCUCCGGCUUGUCUGAUGGCGACUAUGUUAGCCUUGGUUGGCACGAGAAAGAUGAUCUGAAAGUUGUAGUUUCUCAUCUAAGAAGCAAUAAGAAAAUAUCAUGCAUUGGUCUUUGGGGUCGAUCGAUGGGUGCAGUUACAAGCAUGCUUUAUGGAGCAGAAGACCCAUCAAUAGCUGGAAUGGUGCUGGACAGUGCCUUUUCGAAUUUAUUUGAUCUAAUGAUGGAACUCGUGGAUGUCUAUAAAAUUCGGCUUCCAAAGUUCACCGUUGCUCCUAAAACAUUCAUUCCUGCUUUAUUUGGUCAUGCCAGUGAUGACAAAUUCAUACAGUCCCAUCAUUCUGACAUAAUCUUCAAGUCGUUUGCUGGUGACAAAAAUAUGAUAAAGUUCAAUGGUGAUCACAAUUCCUCACGGCCACAGUUCUAUUAUGAUUCGGUUUCCAUAUUCUUCUUCAAUAUCCUUCAUCCUCCUCAAAUUACUACUUCCUCAAGGAAGCUUGAGAAAUAUUAUAAUCUCUCAGACUUGAAGCUUGGUGCUGGCCUGGAUGAGAGUCUUCUGUAUGAGAUAAUCACAGGCAUUCGUUCUGCCUGUACUGAUGCUGCAAGUUCAUCUUCUGCUCCUGCCAACAUCCCACCAUCAAAACCUGUUUCUGAACUUCUUUCUGAAGUCGCUCCUGCCACUAAUUCAACAACACCGGUAGUCGACAAAACAAAUGAUAAGGCCAGCUGCAUAGACCCAUUGUAUUUGCAGGAUAAGGCAACUGAUCAGAGCGAAGAAUGCUGCUCCUAUACUAGUUCAAAUCGGGAGAGUUGGGGUAGAUGCUCAUCUCUUGGUGGUAGUGAUGACGAAGAAUCUUCAGCCAAACAUAGAACUAUAGAUAGCAGUCAUGAGAGUACUCUGAGUCUGAGGGCCUUUGCCACGCCUCUACGGAAGAUACGAAGGAAGCCAGCAGCAGCUGGUGCUGCUGCAGCUGCAGUUCCUCAGAAAGAGCAGAAGAAAAAGAAGAAAUCUCCAAAGAAGAAGCAGAAGGGCGAGAAGCUUGAAAAGCUUGAAGCUUUGAGCAAACGGCUACGCCAUUGUAUACUAAGAAGAGUAAAUCAUCAGAGACAUUGUUCUUCCUGAGUCGAUCAACUGCUUUUAUCAAUUUAUGUUACCUUGUCCAUAUCCAUUACUUGUGUUUAUGAUCCCUCAAUCUCUUUCAAAUUCAACACCAUCCUUUUGCUAGUCUGAGGGUAACUGUAAGCAUUGAUUGAUUGAUGCAAAUAUUAUUGAUUCUGUCUGUACUGGUACAACAAAUGCAAUACUGCCAUUCAUUCUCAUGUUGGACCAUCAUCAGUUGAAUUUUGUAGUCAUUCUGUUUUCCCUUUUGACGUUAAUGAAGGCAUUUCCUCGAUCAGAGUAUCAAGGCAUUAUUGAUUAACAGUUUAGUCCACAAUAAACUAGCGAGCUUCAUAAAUACUUCUCACUGAAUUAAACAAGACAUGCAUCUACUGCAUUUUAGAAGAAAAGAGAAAAAGAUUAAGAAAAAACCAAUAUAAUAAACAGCCUGCUGCUUU
Messenger RNA from Linum tenue, 2908 nucleotides. NCBI's taxonomy places the organism in Eukaryota, Viridiplantae, Streptophyta, Magnoliopsida, Malpighiales, Linaceae. The record is from the annotation of a GenBank genome assembly.